AUGAGCGAGGUUGAUGCGGUAGGUGUUAAACCAAAGGAGAUUCCUCCUUCAGCUGAGGAACAACGAGCACUGACGCUGCUAAAAACUACAACAAAAAAGGUCGGUAACCAUUUCGAGACCGGGUUACUAUGGAGAGAGGAUUAUAUUGAACUGCCCGAUCGCUUUCCUAUGGCACUUAGCAGAUUAGAAGGUUUGGAGAGGAGGAUGGAGCGAAAUCCAGACUUGGGUGAAAAUCUUCGCCGCCAAAUGCGUGAGUACGUAGAAAAGAAAUACGCACAUCGAGCGACGGCAGUAGAAUUAAAUCAAGCAGAUCCAAAAAGAAUCUGGUACCUGCCAGUCGGAGUAGUUACCAAUCCGAAGAAACCUGCAAAAGUACGUAUGAUCUGGGACGCAGCGGCGAAGGUGGACGGCAUAUCGCUCAACAGCAUGCUACUCAAAGGCCCCGACCAGACAGCCUCACUCGUUGCAGUGCUCUUUCGCUUUCGACAAUUUCAGGUAAGUUCGGAUAUUAGAGAGAUGUUUCAUCGUAUCCACAUUCGAGAUGAUGACAAACACUCCCAACGCUUCUUGUGGCGCGAAAACCCUACGGAGAAACCUUCUGUCUAUAUAAUGGACGUAUGUACCUUUGGAAGUACAUGCUCCCCGGCCUCCGCACAGUUUGUGAAAAACUUGAAUGCUACCAUCCACGCAAAGGACUAUCCGGAAGCAUCUAAAGCCAUCAUAUAUGAUACCUAUGUCGACGACUACCUGGCGAGUUUUAGUUCUCGGGACGAAGCAGCCAAAAUAGCCACGGAAAUUCGCCUUAUCAAUAAAAAUGGAGGAUUCGAUCUACAUCAUUGGAGAUCAAAUAGUCCAGCCGUGAUGGAGGUUCUCAACGAAAAACAAUCCGUCGAUAAAAAGAAUCUCAGUCUAAUUGAUAGCACCAACACAGAGCGUGUGCUAGGACUAUUGUGGGAUCCUUCCACCGAUGAGCUUAGUUUUUCGACCGAAAUGAAACCCGAAGUACACCAUCUUAUCCAGCAGAAUAAAAAUCCUACCAAACGACAAGUCUUGCGCUGCGUCAUGUCACUUUACGAUCCAUUGGGGAUCCUUGCUCCGUACACCAUACACGGCAGAAUUUUAAUCCAGGAGUUAUGGCGAUCAAAGAUUGGUUGGGAUGAACCUUUGAAGCCUGAAGCUUAUAAUCGCUGGACACAGUGGUUUCGUGUCAUCGAACAUAUAUCAAAUAUCCGUAUUUCGAGAUGUUACUUUCCCUGUGCUGAUAUUGCCACUUAUGGAAACACUGAACUACACGUGUUCGUUGAUGCCAGUGAGGUCGCGUACUGCUGCGUAUUGUAUCUUAGAACGUUCAACCAUGAGGCAGAUCCUCAAUGCAGCCUCAUCACAGCUAAGGCCAAGGUAGCUCCACUUAAACCGUGGUCUAUACCACGCCUUGAGCUCCAAGCAUGCCUUUGGGGUGCGCGCCAGACGAAAUUCGUGAAGGAAAAUCAUAGUCUUAUAAUAUCAAGAACAAUUCUUUGGACAGACUCCAAGACAGCAUUGUCCUGGAUACAAGCGGACCCACGCAAUUAUCGACCGUUUGUGUCUAAUAGAGUUGUCGAAAUUCAAGAACUGACUUCAGAAUAUGAAUGGAGAUGGAUCCCGAGCAGAUGUAAUCCGGCAGACGAAGCGGCAAAGUGGGGUUCAGGACCGUAUUUCACGCAAGAAAGCAAGUGGUUCAGCGGCCCCGAAUUCCUCAAAGAACCGGAAAGCAAGUGGCCGUCUCUAAAAGAAAAUCAUACAAUCACCACCGAAGAAAUCCGAGCCUCCGCUCUAUAUCAUAUCUGCGAUCAGUCUUUGAUUUGUUACGAAAAUUUUAGCUCCUGGGAAAAGUUACAACGCACAAUCGCUUUCAUGCUACGUCUUUUCAGGAAUGCUAAGAAAGGAAGCGUUAAACAAACUGGAGAUCUACAACAAUCCGAACUGCUAGCAGCAGAAGAAGCAAUCUUCAAGCAAGUUCAGAAAGAAGUCUAUGCGGAUGAGAUUAUUGCUCUUGAAAGUACAUCCCUGAAGAAAGGAAUACCGAACGUGAUCCAGAAAGAAAGCAAAAUCUACAAGAUGUCGCCUCACUUGGACGAAAAAGGAAUAUUGCGGCAAAAUAGUCGAAUUAAAGCAGCCCAAAAUAUCGCCUACAGCGUAAAGUUUCCAAUUAUUUUGCCCAACAAUCACAAAGCCUGUGAACUCCUGGCGGACCGCUACCACCGCAUCUUUCGCCAUGGCAAUGCAGAAACUAUCGUGAACGAGAUGAGACAAAUCUAUGCUAUUGAUGGAUUGCGAGUGCUAGUUAAGAGAGUCAGUAAGGAAUGUCAGCUAUGUAUAAUACGUCGAGCCCAACCAGCCCUACCUCCUAUGGCACCACUUCCACCAGCACGACUUGCACACCACGAACGACCAUUCACGUUUACGGGAUUGGACUAUUUUGGACCAUUACUUGUCAAACUCGGUAGAGCAAAUGUUAAACGUUGGAUUGCUCUAUUUACAUGCCUAACGACUCGAGCUGUACACUUAGAGAUAGCUUUCACACUUACAACUGCAUCGUGUAUAUCUUGUGUCCGUCGCUUUGUAGGUCGUCGGGGCUCGCCUUACGAAUUCUUGAGCGAUAACGGUACAAACUUUCAAGGAGCAGACCGAAUACUUAGAACACAGAUAAGUCAGGGAUUACUUGCCACGUUUACUAGCAGCAAUACGAAGUGGACCUUUAUACCACCGGGAGCUCCCCAAUAUGGGAGGAGCUUGGGAGCGCUUAGUUUAAUCGGUUAA
Molecule: messenger RNA, 2799 nt
Organism: Uranotaenia lowii
Lineage: Eukaryota; Metazoa; Arthropoda; Insecta; Diptera; Culicidae
Exons: 1
Coding region: 1-2799 (932 amino acids)
Molecular function (GO): nucleic acid binding
Source: RefSeq, a predicted model, not a curated record